CUUAUUACCCCUAGCCCCGUAAGAUAAGAGAUAAAGAGCGAUAUGGGUUAGAUACAAGGUCAUGGCGCAAUGUGCUAGUACCUCUUGAGACUUGGACGUGAGCUGUGGCGUCGUGUGACCAAGGGUCGUUGUGGCAAAGCCGAGGACUUGACUAAUAUUGUGGUGAAUGUAGGUAGUGUUCGAAUCAGUAGCUGAAUGCUUUAGAAGUGAAAAAACGAUGAAAGACGAAGAGCAGUGUUAAAAUUUAUUGAUACGUUCGUUCGGCAGACAUGCGUGACGGUUAUCCAUAUCGCGAGAAUAAGAUAAAGAUGUUAACUAUAAACAGAUCUCUUUACAAGUAGCAGUUCGCCGAAACGACAGAUAGAUAUAAAAAACUAAUAACCUAUAGCUUCCACCUGCUAGUUGGCUACAGAAUACCCUGCGCGGCAAUACCAUGGCAACCAACAUCGACGAACUAGUUAAAGAGGCGGAGGAGACGGACUUCGUACUCGACACCCAGGACGAACUCCUCACACUGAUAGAGACGCUCAGAGACUUCGAAAAAGAGGCUGAAAAAAGGCUGAAGGACAUCAAAACGACGCAUUGCGAUAAAAAUGAGACAAAGGAAGCCAAGAACGAGGAGGGAGAUGAAGAAGAAUCCCGUGAAGCAGGUCUCAACGGCGGCGACAGUGCGGCAGAGUUGACGCUGGAGCAAGUGCGGCGGGAGUUGAUGUCCCUGGAAAGCGAGGGACACGAAGAUGGCAACAAACAGAGCACAAAAGAAAGAAACGUUGCAGUCACGACAAAUCAACAAAAUAAAGAGAACGUUUCCCCUAAGCCAAAGGACACAGGAGUAUCCAUCGAAAGCAAUGACAAAAGUAACCGUCAACGACCAAACGUUAAGUUCGACAUGGAUGCUUUCAACGACGAGCUCGCUAAUCUCCUCGCUAUAAGUGGCAAAGCUGUAGAACCUCAGCAGGCCUGGAGAGCCAUAAGACGCGACGCGCCCAAAGACGUCCCCACCACGCCCCCUUCCACCCCUUCGCACACAGACCGCCCUCUCCCCGGCCAGACGCAAGAACCUGCGCCUCCUUCGUCCCAGCCGAUGGCUCCUCCGUCUCAGGCACCUCCGAGGUCCAAGCUGCCACCUCCAAAGCCUCCGAGGACCUUCCUGGCCACCAGUGACUACCUGAAGACGCAGCCGAUGCCGCUCUCCAAGUCUACGAGCGACUUGGAACAACCCGGGACGUCCUCCAGCCCUCAUACCCCGAGAGGGGAAGACCUCACAGCAUCGCCCAUGGCCGGAGAGGACUCCGACUCCGACCACAGGACGAAGACCAACGGGAAAAAGGAAAAUAUUUUUUUCCCUUCGCUAAUGGGCAAGAAAGUGAAAGAAAAGAUUACAACAAUCGGACGAAAAAAGCCCAAAAGAUCGAAGAGCCUUAUAAGCGAUCCUAUGGACUUCAGGAUCCUGUAUAAUGGGAUGCUGCCUAAUCAUCGUGAUAAUGAUAGAGAUCAACAGAUCAGUGCUACAGAUCCUAAUGACAGUCCCGAGGAAGAUCCCCGAGAAGACAAAAUUAAGGCGUAAAAAUUAACAAAUAAAGAAAAUGACAAUGAGAAAAAAAAUAGAUCACUUGCUUGGGAUUCGUUAAUACACAUACA
Penaeus chinensis is the source of this 1641-nucleotide messenger RNA. RefSeq names its product proline-rich receptor-like protein kinase PERK10. The transcript has 4 exons. Lineage: Eukaryota; Metazoa; Arthropoda; Malacostraca; Decapoda; Penaeidae. The coding region runs from base 434 to 1567 and encodes 377 amino acids. The record is from RefSeq and is a predicted model, not a curated record.